Messenger RNA from Esox lucius (northern pike), 2626 nucleotides. RefSeq names its product TAR DNA binding protein, like (gene tardbpa). The transcript is spliced from 6 exons. NCBI's taxonomy places the organism in Eukaryota, Metazoa, Chordata, Actinopteri, Esociformes, Esocidae. The coding region runs from base 515 to 1438 and encodes 307 amino acids. Gene Ontology annotation, cellular component: nucleoplasm. Gene Ontology annotation, biological process: regulation of gene expression. The record is from RefSeq and is a predicted model, not a curated record. Gene Ontology annotation, molecular function: RNA binding.
CAGACCACAAGCAAAGCAGCCAUUUUGUUCGAAGUUUGAAGGCAAGGGAGAUUAGCGGACGCCUUUCACAUUAUUUGUUUCCGCACAAAUUUGAGGUGUAAUUACGCUGUUUAUAAUAUUUAAUCAACGACAGUCGUCAACUGGGUCAAACUUGUUCUUAGACUGGUAAACGUAUCCGAUAUUUUGAUAUCAUGCACGCGAGAUUCUGCUAAACAUUCAUUUCGUGAACGUGUGCGUUAUUUGUUUAGCCUGCUCGAAGGCCCAUUCAGUACCUACAGCCACCAACUACUGUAUCGCGUUUUGAGAACCGACGUCUGUCCCAUGAACCCACAAGAUAUACUUUUUGUCUUUCGUCAUUUUUUAUUAGGCUGGUUGGAUUAGAAAAAUCUUGGAAUAUCACGUUGUCACCUGGCUUGCAAUAAUCGACAACACCGCGUGCGCCAUAGUAGUAGCUUUGUGAACGCGAAUUAGCCAUUAGCCUGAUAGCGUUGCCUCUUGAUAUAACUUUGAAGCUAUGGCAGAGUUGUACAUUCGCGUUGCCGAGGAUGAAAACGAAGAGCCAAUGGAGAUCCCUUCUGAGGAUGAUGGCACUGUUUUGCUAUCAACAGUAGCAGCCCAGUUUCCUGGAGCAUGUGGCCUACGUUACAGAAACCCAGUGUCUCAGUGCAUGCGAGGCGUCCGUCUAGUUGAGGGUAUCUUGCAUGCACCAGAGAAUGACUGGGGUAGUCUGGUAUACGUCGUUAACUACCCAAAAGAUAACAAAAGGAAGAUGGAUGAAAUGGAUGCUGCCUCUGCUGUGAAAAUGAAAAGAGGUAUCGAGAAAACAUCAGACCUCAUUAUCCUUGGAUUGCCUUGGAAAACGUCUGAGCAAGAUUUGAAAGACUACUUUGCAACUUUUGGUGAAGUUAUCAUGGUUCAGGUCAAAAGAGAUGUGAAGACUGGGAACUCAAAGGGCUUCGGCUUUGUUCGCUUCACUGAGUAUGAGACUCAGUCCAAAGUGAUUUCUCAACGACACAUGAUCGACGGAAGAUGGUGUGACUGCAAACUACCCAACUCUAAGGCAGGUCCCGAUGAACCCAUGCGCAGCCGUAAAAUAUUUGUUGGUCGCUGCACAGAGGACAUAACCACAGAUGAGCUCCGGCAGUUUUUUAUGCAGUACGGCGAGGUCACUGACGUCUUCAUUCCCAAACCUUUCCGGGCAUUUGCCUUUGUCACUUUUGCCGACGAUCAGGUUGCCUCAGCCCUGUGCGGAGAGGACCUGAUCAUAAAGGGCGUCAGCGUGCACAUCUCCAAUGCAGAGCCUAAGCACAAUAAUAGUAGGCAAAUGAUGGAUCGUGGGGCUGUUAACCAAUUCUUUUCGAAUUUCCCGGGAAGAAGCCCCUCGUUGGCAGCAAUGUUCGACCGAACUCAGUAUCAGUACCCCUCUUCCCAUGUGUAAAUGCUUUGCCAUCAAAAGACACAGCUUCACUCUGCAUAUACUGUGUUAGACGGUGGGUGUUGCCUUUUUUCUCCCCUUUUCAUGGAUAUAAUAACCUUGUCUGCUUUAUAUCGCUUCUGAGAACAAUGCGAUUGGUGGUGGCCAAAGAGUGAGCGACUGAGUGAGCGAACGGGAAAGAACGCAAGUGUGGAAAGGACUGUUUGUGCGAUGCAAAAAAAUCUGGCCAGAUGUCUGCGAGAGUUGAGAAGAACCUGUGGCUUUAUGCGAGUGUGAAAGGAAGAAGCAAGUACGAGUGUGUCCCAUGACCAUCAAAAUGACAUUUGUCGCAUUCAUCCCUAAGGCCUCUCUCCUCUAAUAUUUCUAUGAAGUUUAUAAAUCUUAAACACAGUGGAAUGUUUAGCGGUAUGAAUAUGUAUCCUUUCUUGUAUCCUUUCUUGCUGUCUGAUUUGAUGUGAAUGCUGUAUGGUGCGUGCUUUAUUUUUUCCUUGUUCCUACCCCUUUCCGUGUGAAAAUGUGACCUGUUGUUGGUGAUUGUCUGUGUUGGGAGCACUAGGGAAGCUUGGAGGUGUAUAUGAUGUGAAUUCAUUGUGGCCAUAGUUGAGAACAUUAGAAGCUGAUUUAAACCCUUCUGAGGCUUAAAAAGCACAUCAGUUUAUUAAAAUAUCUGGAAAUUAUCAACGUGGUCCAACGUGUUUGUGAACAAAAGCUAAAGAUGUGGCCUUUUUUCCUUGAAAGUUCAUAGAACAGAGGUCAUAAUUCAGUUCAAAUUAAACAUUCAUUUAGCUCCCAGUGGUAAAAAAAAAAACCUAGUCAAGAAUGCAUUUGCAGUAUUGGCACAACAUUUGUUACAGUCCCAAUCAAAAAAAUCUCUCUGGCCAAUAUUCACCUAUCUGAUGAUGUGAUGGGGCCAGCUGCAGUGGAGCAUUGCAUCACAUGAUAGUAAAUCAACAAAUUGAGUUGGGUAAACUGCAUUUGAACCAGAGAAAUUGUUUAACCUUGAUGAUUUAGUUUUUUUAAUGUUCAAGUAUGGCCACAGUGAUGGAGUAAGAGGAUGUCGGAGUAAGAGAAUGAAGUGGAGAGCAUUUAAGUCCCUAUUGAUUUUUUUUUUUUUUAAUGCAUUUUAUGUUUUGUGAAUCAAAGGGAAUUCUUGAAUAAAACAAAAUUUGAAUAGGUAUGUUGCCUACCUGA